This is a messenger RNA of Drosophila busckii, 1364 nucleotides long. RefSeq lists its product as uncharacterized. Gene Ontology annotation, molecular function: odorant binding. The transcript is spliced from 2 exons. Gene Ontology annotation, biological process: sensory perception of smell. The coding region runs from base 39 to 782 and encodes 247 amino acids. NCBI's taxonomy places the organism in Eukaryota, Metazoa, Arthropoda, Insecta, Diptera, Drosophilidae. The record is from RefSeq and is a predicted model, not a curated record.
CGCUCGCGUAGUUCUAAUUGUGCAUUGCGCGCGUUGAGAUGCGGUUGCUACUUUUGCUUUAUCUGCUGCUCGGCUGCUGCAGUCAGGCACUGUGCGAUUUGCUGGGCGAUGCGCAAAUCUUGGAGCAAUGUCUGCGUGAGCUGAGCACACCCGAGCGCAUAGACAGCGAUUUACGCAAGCUGGAGCGCUACGCGGAGUGGACCAGCGAGGAGUUGCCUUGUCUCAUGCGCUGUCUAGCCAACGGCAAGGGCUGGUUCGAUGUGGCAGCCAACAAGUGGCGACGCGAGCGUGUUGCUGAAGAGCUCGGCGCUGAUAUUUACAACUAUUGCCGCUAUGAGCUGCAGCGCAAAUCACGUGACGGCUGCAGCUUUGCGCAUCGCGGACUGCGCUGCCUCAAGCAGGCCGAGCUGCAUGCCAGCGCCAACCUCAACACGCUGUUCAAGUGCAGCAAGCAGCUCAACGCCAGCAAUGUGCAGCUGCUGCAGUACAGCAAACUGGAGUCACCAGAGUCCAUACCCUGCCUGCUUAACUGCAUGGCCACUGAGCUGCAGCUGUACGACGAGGCAGGCAAUUGGCGUCUGCAGAACUGGCAGCAGGCAUUUGGACCAAGUCGGCUGGAGGCGCAGCCCGACUACAGCGUCUGCCGGCGCAGCGAUGCGCAGCGUCAAGCGGCAAGCAGCAAGUGCGCUUGGAUAUACGAAGAGUAUCUAUGCUGGGAGCAGCUGAAUGGCAAUCUACAGCAGCAGCGGCAGGAAUCAGCAGCAAACAUAGUUAAGCAAUAAAUAUGAAUUUAUUAUUUGUGUAAAGUAACAAACUCGGCAAGCUGUUGACAUUUAAGAAAUGGCAAAAGGGUAAAUCAAGUCAAGUCAGUGCAGCGUCUAAGGCGUUGCUAAAAACAAUAAUUGUAAAUAUUCUUCCAUAGCAGACAACAAGUGAUUUAAGUGAUGAAUUUGUUAUACUUCUUCCCAGUUAACUACAAAAGCAUGAAUGAAGUCUUAUAUUCUGCAAUAGAUGACGCCAAAAUUCAAAAGACGAAUUAAUUAUCAACGCUUCUCAUUGCUCAGACCAAUUUAUUCUUCCCCUGAGUUCGGAGGAAUUUGUUAUGCAAUUUUAACUCCAAAAGCAUGAAUGAAGUCUUAUAUUCUGCAAUAGAAGACCAAUCAGAUUUAAGAGAGGAGUUUACUGUAGAAUUUUAUAUACCCAUCGCUUCUUCCCAGUUUGACUGAAGUCUUAUAUUCUUCAAUAGCAAACAAGUAGAAUGAAGAGACGAAUUUGUGAUGGAAUCUCAACGUUUCUUAUUUCUCAUUUCCAUUUCUUCUCCCCCAAAGCUACAAAAGCAAUGAAUAAAGUCUUAUAUGCUUCAU